Molecule: messenger RNA, 1165 nt
Organism: Cavia porcellus (domestic guinea pig)
Lineage: Eukaryota; Metazoa; Chordata; Mammalia; Rodentia; Caviidae
Product: proline-rich protein 23A
Exons: 1
Coding region: 180-992 (270 amino acids)
Source: RefSeq, a predicted model, not a curated record
CGGGGUGAAGCUACGCCAGUGGCAAAAGGUACUUACUCAGCACAUAGCAAGCAUCAAGAGGCCCAGCUCGCCUCAGUUUUCACCCUCUGCUGGGCACUAACCUGUCACCACGCACCGGACAGGACAGCACAGCGCACGCCUGAGGCCAGUCGCCAGCGCGCCCUCUCACCACCGUCGACAUGAUGGGCAUUCGACCCCACAGCCCCGGGCCCCAGCCUGCUCCCUGGUCCCGACUUCAGCCCGAGGGACCCAGCCCUGCCAAACGACGCCGCCUGGAGGGCCAGGGCCUCGCUGACCCGGAGACCGGCGCUGAGUCCGGCCUGGAAGACGCCGCGGAUCCGCCCGCCGCGCCUGCGCUCACCUCUAUGGUGAUCCUGUCAGAGAAUUGCGCCCUGCAGCUGCCUCUGGACGGCUUCAGCCUGGUGGUCGAGGCCAUGCCCGACUCGGUCCUGCAAGUGACUCUGCAAGACCACACUGUCAUUCUGGUCCACCAGGACCUCCUGGGAUCCAUCGACCAGAGCUCCGAAGGGCAAAGUGGCUCUCCUGACGGCCUGGACGGAGGCGCCUUGCUAGGCAGUCCUCUGGAGAACGACGUCGUCGUGGCGGUCGUGGAGCAGCAGGAAAUCUGUGCUUCUGUCCCGGAGAUCGCUGGCCAAGAAGAGGUCUUAGAAUGCGACGAGGUCGCCGAGUUUCUGGCACCCUACAUGGACCCUCCAGCUGGCUUCAGUACUGGGCUCCUGUUCCGGUCUGCAGCAGUCCAGAGCCCUGAUCCGCAGGGCUCCAUCCUACAAUCCGCGACUCUGGUGCACAUCAGUCCUUUCGAAAGCGGCUCUCCUGGCCUCAUCUUCGACCAGGACUUCCAUCUGGUGAGGCCCUACCCCACCUCACCGCUCCAGCCUCUGCCUCCCUUUCCCAGUCCUGGUCCUCAUGAGCGCCCAGUGCGCCCUCCAGGUCCGCACCGCAAAGCCCGGAGACGCCUGUUCCAGGUAUGAAUGGCCGCCUGCAAUCGCCUGUGACCCAAGCGAAGGUCUUCGCAUAGCUGUUUUUCGUGAACUAACCAAGCUACAAGGAUACAUAAUGGACAGUUUUUAAUGUAGGCGACAUUGGGAUUCUAAAUCAGUGGGUGGCUGUUUUAGAAAGUCUGAAGACUUGCUGGGUGGUCAUA